Messenger RNA from Caenorhabditis sp. 36 PRJEB53466, 4391 nucleotides. The record is from the annotation of a GenBank genome assembly. NCBI's taxonomy places the organism in Eukaryota, Metazoa, Nematoda, Chromadorea, Rhabditida, Rhabditidae.
AUGGUUAGGUAAGGCGCUAUUAUUUUUCUGAUAUGAUUUGGAUUGAGCUGAGACUCAACAAUUUUAUUUAUGAAAUACGAAACUUUUCUAAAAAAGUUGUCAUCACCCGGCGCUAUCGCUACAAAGCUUCGUGCACGCAAUUUUCGCGUACCCUGUAAACAAAGUCCAUUGAAAAGUUGUCCGAAAAUGUGUAUACUUGUGAAGUAACUUGUCAACCGUGACUGCCAGGCUGUGCCCCCUCCUCCAGACAAAUUGUCGAUUCAGCUCAAAACAGCUCAGGAAAAAAAGCGCCAAUUCGGCUCCAAAAUCCGCGCUGGAGCCGUUCUGUCACGGCGCCGGCGCUGACUUGCUUUUUUGGAGCCGUUUUGUCGCUUCUUUUGGCGCUGAUCUGCGCCAUUUUGACGCCGGCAGAGCCGAUUUGACGCCUUCUUGCAGGGAAACCGGGGUAGAAAAUCGAUUUUUUUGUUUGUAAAAAUAGCAAAAAUAGUUAUCUAAAGAACAUUGCUUUUCAGUCACUAAGACACACGGUCUCCCACGGCGCGAAUGAUUUCAAUGGGGCGCACUUGCAACAGGCGGGCUGUGUCGAUUUACGCGGCGGCCGAUUAAUUAAUUUUCAACGGGAGUUCGCGUUCUUUCCAUGUCUCUCAAUCCUGCAAGUAAAUGAGAGCACGGCAAAAAAGACUUGCGAAAAAAUGAAAAAAAUGUGAUAGUGAAAAAGAAAAGCGCCAGAGAAUUGCGAGUCAGCACUGUCUCCCGUUCGGCGAAAAAACUUUUCGCGCGCUUUUUUGCGUGCGGCUCUCAGUGUCGAUUUACGGGAUACGGUUUUUCAACUGAAAAUGAUGUUUUCUCGAGUUUUUGGGAUUAUGCAGUUUUCCUUUAAAACUUUUGCCUCACGUUUGUUCGUAUGACCGAUAUCUACAAAACGGUCACAGAGUGCUCGUGUAAAAGUGAAAAUUCGAAGAGUAAUAUCGUUUUUUAAAUUUGGCUUGAAAAAACUAACUUUCGGAAGUUUUGAAAAAACAGUUGACAGAAUCAAAAAACAGUUGCCUCACGAUUGUUCAGCAGACAAAGGCGGUCAUUUUGAGCACAGAGACGGCCCAUAAAAUGCAAAAAUCACUGAGAAAUUUCAGUUUUUGAGGAUCCGGACUGAAAUUCACGGAAACGUGUAAUAAUGCGCGCUUUCUUGUGGGCAAAACGCUAAUUUAAGGUCACAGCUGUCAUUAACAAUUCUGAAAUUCUCUGUUUUACUUCAUUUUUCUCAUUUUCGGAUGAAAUUUCGGGUUUUCGGAAAAAAAUCCAGAAAUUUCAGACCUGCUUUUGUUUUCAACGACACUCCGUGUUAACGCGGCGCUCAAUUUAGCCUAAAUUAGCAUUAACUAUUGGGAAGACAGUGCUAGUCAGUAAUGAUUUUCUUGGCGUACUAAGCGCCGGCGAUGGCGCCGAAGUAGUGCCGAGUUCUCGCCGCCGGCGCCUCUCUGGGAACUCGAUCGCAAUCUAAUUAGAAAACUUUGAAAUCUAAUACGAACUCGUUUGAAAUAGAAUUUGCUUCAAUUAGAUUGCAAAAUCUUCUAAUUAGAUUGCAGUCACUGCAAUUUUUCUAAUUAGAUUGCAAUGUUUUCUAAUUAGAUUGCAAUUUUUUCUUAUUAGAUUGCAAUUCAGGAAAAAUAUAUUGUAAUCUAAUACGAUUUUACUGGAACUUCAAUUAAAUCUGAUUAGAUUGCGAAAUAGAGUUUUUUCUUAUUAGAUUGCAAACUCUUCUAAUUAGAUUGCAAACGAGUUUCCAGAGCUUUUCGAUUUUGUGUGUCUCUCUCGAAUUCGGAAAAUGCGCCUGUGGCGAAGUGGAGCCGAAUUGACGCCGAGCGACCCCGCGGGCGCCGUUUCGGUUUUUGGACCCGAAUUUGCGCCUUUUUUUCCUGAGUAGCUCACAUUUUCCUGUUUUCCCACUUCUUGUUCAUAAAAAAGAUUUACUGGAGCUCGAAUUCAUUACAUUUUGUCGGAAUUGGACGAAAAAUCAGCAAUAUCAGCGCUAAGUUUGAUUGGUCAGCCAAAUCGGCUAUUUGACGAUGCGAAGGGAGCGUAGCUUUGCUGUUACGGUUGACAACGGUGGUCCGCAAACACCACGACGCAAGAAAAAUACCGCAAUAAUAAUGUUAACGUUAAAGCAGACUGAGCAAAUACUAAGCACAGCUUAAGCAAUUCCAAGUGAAACACAAUUCAGAGUCUUGGUCAAAACUUCAAUAAACGAAUGGGCAACCGCUCUAGAAGGGAUUGUUGAAAUAGAAGAAUUGCGAAUGGUAGAUGGAAGCAGUUAUGAUUUUUCGGGAGACGCAGACAUCAAAGUGUAUUUUGCAAAGCGAAAUCACUCUUGUUACGAGGUACGUGUAAGUUUCCAGAUCCAAAAAAAAUUUAAUAUUGAGGCAUUUCGAGUAAGUGUCUCAGGAGGCAAGAAGAUUAAUUUGAUAAUAACACACGACUUUUGAAGCCGGGGCCCGCUGGGUGGGCUGAGCUAAUGCGAAAACUUUCUAUUAUAGGGGCACCGAACAGAAAUGGCGCUCUGUUGAGAAACUCUUUUUGCAGUGCAAAUUGAGCGACCUCGGGGCCGAGUUUGAAAAAUUAGGCCACAUUUUCAGUGGAAAAUUACUUCGCGGCCUAGAAAUUCGGCCAGAUUGCGAACAGCGCGCCCUUUCUGUCCGGUGCCAAUAUAAUAAGUAGAUUCGCAAAUUGUCUUAUUAAACUCGAAAUUUUUAUAAUUCGAAUUGGUUUUCUUGCGAAACAAGAGCGUAGCCGAUGCUCGGAAGCGGCUACGCUCUUUUUUCUUUUUUAUAACCGUUCGAAAGUUCACGUGUUCAUUUCUCAAUUUCUCCUCCACAAUUUUCUGUUCUAGAAAUGAACGUGGGGACGGAAAAACGGAGAAAUAAACAAACAAACAAACAAACAGAGGGACAAACCCGUGAAGAGUUAUAUUAAUAAGAAUGAUGAUUACUUUCAGGCUUUCGAUGGAAAAGGAGGCAUUGUAGCUCAUUCAAUGUAUCCUCCUUAUGGUGUCAUCCAUCUUGACGGUGAUGAGGAUUGGCAUAACCACAAUGGGCCAGAAGAUUCUAUUGACAUUCGAUUAGUAUGAAAACAAUUAAACUGCUCUGGGAACUCGAUCGCAAUCUAAUUAGAAAACUUUGCAUUCUAUUAUAGGGGCACCGAACAGAAAGGGCGCUCUAUUGAGAAACUUUUUUGCAGUGCAAAUUGAGUGAGCUCGGGGCCGAGUUUGAAAAGUUAGGCCACGUUUUCAGUGGAAAAUUACUUCGCGGACUAGAAAUUCGGCCAGAUUGCGAACAGAGCGCCCUUUCUAUUCUGCCCCUAUGUGCCCCUAUAACAAUACCAACUCGUUUGAAAAAGAAUUUGCUUCAAUUCGAUUGCAAAAUCUUCUAAGUAGAUUACAAUCACUGCAAUUUUUCUAAUUAGAUUGCAAUUUUUUCUAAUUAGAUUGCAAUUUGUUCUUAUUAGAUUGCAAUUCAGGAAAAAUAGAUUUUAAUCUAAUACGAUUUUACUGAAACUUCAAUUAAAUCUGAUUAGAUUGCGAAAUAGAGCUUUUUCUUAUUAGAUUCCAAACUCUUCUAAAUAGAUUGCAAUCGAGUUUCCAUAGUGAAAUGAAGCUCAUUUUACAGGUUUUACUUCAUGAAAUAGGACACACUUUAGGACUUCGCCAUUCUCGACAUAAAAGUUCCGUUAUGAAAAACAACUACGAGUAAGCCGUAUAUCAUAACUUCACCGCUACUGCCCCCUUAGAAAAGCCCGCGAAAUUCAACUGGGGCCCCGCCUCUUCCGUGUUCAAUUCUUGCAAGUGCCGCAAUUUUCGCAACGCUGCCGCACAAAUUGUUCUGAACACCGAAUUCUUGAAAAUUAAUGCAGAUUAUUAUUUUUUGUUAUCAAAACUUAUUCUUUCGCUUUGUUGGAUCUUCUUAUUAUGCUACGAGUGAAAUUUACUGCAAUCGCGUUCUCUUCGGAAACUCUUUUUGCGAAGCAAAUUGCAAUGACCUCGCGGCCGAGCUAGAAAAGUUAGGCCACAUUUUCAGACAAAAACAACUAAAAAUUAUUUCGUGGAUUAGGAACAGAGCGCGAAUGCAGAGAAAUGCCGGGAUAAUAAAAAAGCUUUGAAAACCAACAACAGAUGUUCUCGCACUUGUUUUUUAACUGUCGAACAGAAGAGAGAAAUGCGUGCGGCAGCGUUGCGAAAAAAAUUCCCCCUCGGAGCUCCAGAGUAUUGGCCCUUUGGCGGAAACUUUGCGCAGCUUUUGCGCAGCCACAUAUUAUUUUCUUUCAGACAUCUCAAAAGCGACAUAUGGCUGUCAAAAUACGAUAUUCGAGCCGUCCGAAGCCUAUAUGACCGUUUUCGAUAA